Messenger RNA from Athene cunicularia (burrowing owl), 1834 nucleotides. It is a transcript of the gene CLIC3, whose product is annotated as chloride intracellular channel 3. The transcript has 6 exons. Lineage: Eukaryota; Metazoa; Chordata; Aves; Strigiformes; Strigidae. The record is from RefSeq and is a predicted model, not a curated record.
AUGGCCGGUGGCACAUGCCAGGGAGGACACGGCGAGUACUGUGCUGGCCUGGACGGACCUUGCGAGCCACCCCUGGGUGGCCUUUGUCCCCUUCAGCUCUGGGGCAGUGUCACUGCAUGGUGCCGGGGCCCACUGUCCUCGGCUGGCUCGCCCAGGCAGCAUGUGCCACGGACGGAGACUGUGCAGAGGACACGGCUUGGUGCCAGCACCACCAGCCCCACGCACCUGGUAGCAGAGGAGGCUUCCAAGCUGGGGCAAAGGGGCAGCUGAGCUCUCCCUCUCUGCCUGCAGGCAAGCGAGGAUGGGGAGAGCAUGGGCCACUGCCCCUUCUGCCAGCGGCUCUUCAUGGUGCUGCUGCUCAAAGGGGUGCCCUUCACCCUCACCACCGUGGAUGUGAAGAGGGCACCGGACGUGCUGAAGGACUUUGCACCAGGUGCCCAGCUGCCCGUUUUGCUCUACAACGGCGAGCCUAAGACUGACACCGUCACCAUCGAGGACUUCCUGGAGGAUCACCUGGGCCCCCCCAUGUUCCCCAGCCUGGUCCCACAGUACAGGGAGUCAAGCCUGGCUGGGAAUGACAUCUUCCACAAGUUCUCCACCUUCAUCAAGAACCCAUCGCCUUCCCAGGACGAGGCACUGCAGCGGAACCUGCUGCGGGCCCUGCUGAAGCUGGAUGAGUACCUGAGUGCCCCCCUGGAGUACGAGCUGGCCCGUGACCCCCACCUCCGGGCCUCCCAGCGCCGCUUCCUUGAUGGGGACCAGCUCACAUUAGCCGACUGCAACCUGCUGCCCAAGCUCAACAUUGUUCAGGUCGUGUGCCAGCAUUACCGCCGUUUCGGGAUCCCCAAGGACCUGCAGGCUGUGUGGCGCUACCUCAAUAGUGCCAAUGACACCAAGGAGUUCAAAUACACCUGCCCCAACAGUGAGGAAAUCAUGCAAGCCUAUCGCUCCGUGGUCCGGUUGCCACAGUGAGCCAGGCUUGCGCCCAGGUGGACACAGGACCAGGGUUGGAAAACAGGCCAGCACCCACCCUGGUCCUGCCAUGACCACCACAGUCCUGCCUGCACACACGUGGGAGGGCAGAGAGCAUGAGCUGUGCCCCGGCACCCAAAUUCCCCCUGCUGGCACCCCUGCCACGGUGCCGGCAGCAAUCUGCACCACCCCGAGCCUGCAAAUGCAUUCUCACCUCUUGUGCCACCCGCUCUGCCUGGUCAGGACCCCUGUGACCUGCCCUGUGGUCCCUCAAGCAUCAGGAUGGGUGCAAGGGGGCCACAGCCACAGGCACCAUCUGUAUCAAAGAUGGGCAAUGCUGAGGGUAAGGGCAGGAGCUGGGGAGGAAAAGCUGCCCAGAGCAGAGGGCUGUGGGGCAGAGAGGGCAACGCUCUGCAGCACCCAUCCCUGCAGACUCCCUCGGAGACACACUGUGCCACCCGCCAGCUGAGUGAGCCAAGGCAGGGCUGUGCCAGGGCAGCAUGCACUGCAGGGUGCCCUGAGGAGCUGCACGGGGUGAGAAUUGGCACAGGCAUGGCAGAGGCCUGAGAACGGAGCCGGCGGGAUGGCACGAGUGGCGGACAUGGCCAGCCCCAUCAUCCUGGGUGUGGGGAGAGCACUGUCCUCCAACAGCAAUGAGGAAGCUCUCAGGAGCAGAUCUGGGAGAGGGAUGGGGGUGAAGCGGGGCAAGUCCAAGCCAUGUAUCAGAGCUCCUGGAAAUCAAUAAAGGCUUUGCAAGUGAGACAAGCGUGAGUCGAGUGACCAGCCCCAGCAGCUCUCCUUCCUUGCAAGACUUUGCAUCAGAUCCCCGUUUUCUCCCAGUGCCUAGCAAGGGCUGGGCCAU